UUCGUGACGUGUAUCCUGGUACGAACUAUUCAAAACCCGUAUGGUCCUAUUUUUGCAUACAGGCCUUCAGAGUUAUGCCUGGCCGCCCAUAACAAUAUCCUUAUAAGUAAUACUCAUACCUCGCCGAAUUCUUACAAUACAGUAUAGACAAGAAUUUACUUUUGGCAUUGUAUAUUUUUCUGUAUUCAAACCUUUGUGUGUGUUGAUUCCUCGAUUUUCAGAUAAUGUGAUACGCUGCAGAACAUACGCAGCUGCUCCGGAAGAGCACCGGUUAAACCGUUUUCAAAAGGCAACAUAUUCAACACAGGUAAACAUUAUUCAAGGUGAAUUAGAGCCAAUAAUAUUUAGGAAAGGAAAUCAUGUCAAUCCGCGACGAAGAGCCGAGUGAAAAGAAAAGUUUGUCAGCUGAGGCAACUUUUCCCAGCAGUUACCCAAACUUGCAGGAAACAAAGUGGUCACACCAGGCAGCUCAAGGCUCGGAGAUGGAAGGGAAGAAAGCAACAACUAUCCGAAACGGUGGUGGAGACAUCGCCGCGGUAGGGCGUGAGAGGUGGAGCGGUCGACUAGAUUUUCUUCUUUCAUGUGUGGGAUUUGCUGUUGGGCUAGGAAACGUUUGGAGAUUUCCUUAUCUUUGUUACAAAAACGGUGGUGGUGCUUUCCUGAUUCCAUACUUCAUUUGCGCCGUUCUUGGAGGCAUACCGCUCUUUUUCAUCGAGGCUGCCCUAGGACAGUACACUUCCCUAGGAGGCAUCAAAGCAUGGAAAAUAUGUCCUCUUUUUCAAGGAAUCGGUAUUUCUACCUGUGUGAUUGCCUGGUGGUGCAAUAUCUACUAUGUGGUGAUCCUUGCGUGGGCGCUCUACUACCUAUUCAGUUCCUUCACCAGCGAACUACCAUGGGCACACUGUGGGAACAGUUGGAAUUCACACUUCUGCGUAGAAUAUGAAAAUAAUUUCACAUGUGUGAACGAGACGGUUUUCUCGAAUGACAGUCUGACUUUGAUUGAGGAGAUGGUGGCUGGUACCAAUUAUACAUGUGCUGAGUUCCUCAAGAGUACACCAGUGGAGGAGUUUUGGGAAUUAUCUGGAUCUUCAGCAUAGUCACCUGGGGUCCGAUGACUUACGAUGAGUACGAGUAUCCAGGAUACGCCGAAGUCCUAGGGUUCGGUAUGGCUCUCUCCUCAAUGCUGUGUAUUCCAAUAACCAUGAUCUACAAGAUUAGUACAGUCGACGGGCCUGUCUUAGAGAGAAUCAAAUUCUUGAUAGAGCCGUCUAUUACACCGCAGUCCGAGGAAUACUACGCUGAGGCUGAUGCCAGUGAAAUGGAGAAGUUUAAAUGAAGACUUCGUUCUGCUAGAAGCCUCAAAAGAGCUAUACCCCUUGCUGGACUUGAGCUCAAGAGCGAUCCCACCAGCAGCCCUAAAGUUUUUCUAGGGCACUGAAUCACUACGGGACGGGUAGUGAUUCAGCCCACUCACCUUUUUCUUUCCUUUUUCUUCUUUUUUCUUCUUCUUGUUUUUUUCUUUCUUCUUUUGGUUGUUAUUAUUUCUUUAACAGAAAUGUGUAGCUCAGUACACUUAACGUCUUCGCAAAUUGCAGCGUCAUAUAAAUUAAUUGAUAAUAAUAAAUGAUAUAUUUGAAAGAAGUAAUUAAUAACAAUGAGCUCAAGAACAAUCCCACCAGCAGCCCUAAAGUCUUUCAAGGUCACUGAAUCACUACGGAUAGUGAUUCAGCCCACUCACGUUUUUUUUUCCUUCUUCUUUUUUUUGGGUUGUUAUUAUUUUUUAACAGAAAUGUGAAGCUAAGUUCACUUUACAUCUUCGUUAAUUGCUGCGUCAGCAGCCCUAGAAUUUUUCUACGGAUAUUGAUUCAGGCCACUUAUGUUUUUAGGGUGUUUUCUUCUUUUGUUCUUGUUUUUUGUUUUUAGUUAUAAGGUACAUAAAUGUGAAGCCCAGUUCCCUUUAAUUAAUUAAUUAAUGAUACUAACAGUUCUUGUUUACCCAGGAUAGAGGCUAUCAGUAUUAAAGGGGGUGCGUCAUGACGAGACUAUGUGUCUUUCCCGUGGGCCUACUCGGGGCCAAUCGGAUAUAAUACGACUACGGUCGACGCGACCGCAGCAUUCAUGUGCGUGCAACAUACGCGAAACCGAAGCGUGAGGAGAAUUCUUAUGCAGAAUUGAAUUACAUUUCAGUUUCGUUGCGAAGAUACGAUCGAUUCCAGUGGUAUUUUGCUGCUGCCUUUAUCAUGUGAUACUUAAGAUUCGCUACUCAUUUUUACUUGUAUUGUAUAUAUUUGA
Molecule: messenger RNA, 2292 nt
Organism: Strongylocentrotus purpuratus (purple sea urchin)
Lineage: Eukaryota; Metazoa; Echinodermata; Echinoidea; Camarodonta; Strongylocentrotidae
Product: sodium- and chloride-dependent GABA transporter 2
Biological process (GO): sodium ion transmembrane transport
Cellular component (GO): membrane
Source: RefSeq, a predicted model, not a curated record